Molecule: messenger RNA, 2736 nt
Organism: Symbiodinium sp. CCMP2592
Lineage: Eukaryota; Dinophyceae; Suessiales; Symbiodiniaceae
Source: the annotation of a GenBank genome assembly
AUGUCCAGUAGCACGUCGCCUGCUGCAAGACGCCUGCAACGAGAGCUGCAGCUUGUCCAUCGCGAGCCCAGCUGGGGCGUUUCUGCCGAACCCUUGGAGGAUGACCUCUUCACCUGGCACUGCAACGUCAAGGGGCAGCCGCCUGGGGGCGGAUCGCCAGUGAUUCUUCACCUCGAGCUGACUUUCACCCAGGAUUAUCCGAUGCGACCUCCCCGUGUACACGUGCUGGGCAGCACAGUGCAGCAUCCGAACGUGUUCUCCACGUUCAUCUGCCUGGAUAUGCUGGAAGGAGGCGAGUGGGCUGCAGAUGAAGAGAAGUGCAAGCCAUACAUGGGCUGGAGCAGUGCCUACAGUGUGCUGGCCAUUCUUCGUCAGUUGCAGACCUUCUUCUUCGAAGGCGACGGCUCGGAAUGGUGGAAGUGUCCCAGGUGCACUCUUCACAACCAGAAGAAGAACCGGCGUUGCGAGCUUUGUGAUCACCCACGCGGGCAGGCCAUUGAAAUCAUGGUCGACCACCAUGACGGCUUCACAUGUCGAUGUGGACAUCAACCCGCUGGUCCUCACCACCCGGCCUUUCCGGAGGCCAUCGACUGUGACGAUGCGCCGCCGAAACGGCUACUGGUACCUGGCGCAUCCCUUGCAGAGACGGGUUUGGCACUGCAACGUCGUAAAGACGCGAUCCAGAGAAUGGCCUACAUGUCGAGCUGGCCUGCAGCCGUGGUGCUUGAAAUCAUGGCCUGCCUACGCCGCCACGAUCGACUCUCGCUUUCCUAUGCGGUGCCUGCUUGGCAGGAAGCAGCCCAGGCUCCGCUCUUCUGGGAGGCACAAGAGGUGCAGUGCUUCCAUGAGAAGAUAGGCCCCGACGAGGACGUGAUAGGGAUCGGCGUUUGUGCCCAAGGUCGCGGGCGACUCGCCAAGCUCACAGCUUUCUUCGACGCGGUGUCUCAAACUGCAUGGGAAGGAGGCCUGCGUCGAGCAGCGUGGAAGGAGCCCCUCACGCACUGGCUGCCUUUGUUCGUGCACGCGCAGCAUGCGCUGUCGGCUGCUCCCCUCUUGGCGGACUGCCUCCAUCAGCUUGCUGAUGCUUGUCCACAGGGAGAUGAUUCCCAUCUCCCGCCGCCGGUCUUCAGACUCCUUCGGGCAAAGGAGGCCCCAAAGCCCGCCGUGGAUGCCAUCGUGGCCCUGCCGGAGAUCAUGCAUCAGCUUCUGAAGCAGGUCCUCUAUGGCGAUCGCCAUGCUUCCCUGAAGCUCUUGAAAGGCUACUUCGUGAUGCACCGCCUUUUCCUGCACUGCUGCGACCGAUGGCCAGUGGUGCGAGAAGCUGCAGACUUGGCGUUGGAGGAGUUCAUCGGCUCGGACAAAGGCUGUACGAAGCAGGCAACCCCGUGGCUUGCCUACAUCCUACAGCUGCUGACCAUCUCGAACAUCGGCUGGGAUCGCGUGAAGGACACCUUUCUGAAGGAAGCCCUGGCAAGAGAGGUGCAGUUCAUCCUUCCGAAGUACCCGAGCUAUCGCCCCACUCUCCCGGGGCAAGAAGCUUCAACAGUGGAGACCCCCGCGAGCGAAUGGAGCGCAGCAGAUGGAGUUCCGGGAAGCGAUCGGGAAGCUCCGACGAAAGCCGCGACGGAGCUGGCUCCGAGCACCUGGCGUGGUGCCAACCGUGGCUGGACCUGCUUGUCAGGUGGGCUCCGUACCGAAGGUGUCCAUGCCUUCUCCGUCCGUGUGCGCCGCAUGCCUCCCGGAAGUGCAGUCCGGAUUGGCUGGGUGGGCGAGGAGGGGGAUGAGCUCGUGGGGGCCACAAGUCGCGGCUGGGGCUACCAUGCCUCCGCAUCUUGCUUCGGUCGCUACGGCUGGAAGGCACACAACGGUCGAUGGGCACGCUACGGCACUGCUUUCGGCGAGGGCGACACCAUCACCGCCGUUCUGGAGUCCGGUGGCGUGAGGUUCCUGAAGAAUGAGGUUGACCUGGGAGUGGCCUUCAACGUUGGCAGCUGUCAGCUUCCUGGUGGCUUCCGCCCGGCCCUCGCCUUGCGCCGUGAUGCCGAGGUUGAGAUCACUGCAAUGGAAGACUUUGGUCCGAAGGUGGAGCUGUUCCUGACCCCGGAGCGUCAGCGAGAUGUCGCGUGGGACGCGAACAGGCGUGGGAACACCCUCAUCAUGUUCCAAGUCUACUUCCUUUCCCUGGUCCGACCAGCAGAAGAUCCGCCCGACUGGUCAAAGCUCAAAGCAGAGUACGAUCGCCGCUAUGGUUUUCCAUCCCCGGAGAUGUCAUCGGCCUUGUUCGAGCAGUUCAGCGAAGUCCAUGACAUCCGCAGCAUGUCCGGACAUGCGGCGUGGAGGAAGUUCUUGGACAUGAUCGGGUUUCCCGAGCUGGACAUCGAAGAGGCCUUGCAGACCUUGCUCAGCAAGGCCUACGAUCGCGCGAAGGCUUUGGGCUACAAGCAAGGUCAUAAGUGGCUCUGGCGGUUCCUGCGGAGGCGAGAUUGGCGCCGCUUCGAAGUCUGCCUCGAACGGCUGCGAGAGCGAGACAUUCAAUUCGACGAAGUCACUUACAACUUCGCGAUGUAUGGCUUGAUCCUCCACCCGAAGAAAGACGAUGAGCUGGCACACCAGGUUUUCGACGAGAUGAAGGACGACGGCCGUUUCCACCCGACUCUGCUCAGGAUGCAGCAAGGCACGGGGGGGCCUGAACAAUUCUGUUCAUAUCGUCGGUCUCCAUUUUUGAGACUGCUGUGA